GCGCCGCGGGAAACCUGACAGGCCGCAUGGCUGCGGGUUGUUCAGAGGCUCCGCCGCCGAAGGCGGCCUCUGAGGGACCAGUGGCGGGACCGGCCGGCGUCCUGCCCUGCCUAGAGCUGCCAACCUACGCUGCCGCGUGUGCGCUGGUGAAUAGCCGCUACUCCUGCCUGGUGGCGGGGCCGCACCGAAGACACAUCGCGCUUUCGCCGCGCUACCUUAACAGGAAACGCACCGGUAUCCGAGAACAGCUCGAUGCGGAACUCCUGCGCUACUCCGAGAGCCUUUUAGGUGUCCCCAUUGCAUAUGAUAACAUCAAAGUGGUAGGUGAACUGGGAGAUAUUUAUGAUGAUCAAGGACACAUUCAUCUUAACAUUGAAGCAGAUUUUGUUAUUUUCUGCCCUGAACCAGGGCAAAAGCUUAUGGGUACAGUUAAUAAAGUGUCUUCUAGCCACAUUGGCUGUUUAGUACAUGGGUGUUUCAAUGCCUCCAUCCCUAAACCUGAGCAGAUGCCAGCUGAGCAGUGGCAGAUCCUAGAGAUAAAUGUGGGUGAUGAACUAGAAUUUGAAGUAUUUCGUUUGGACUCAGAUGCUGCUGGAGUAUUCUGCAUUCGGGGAAAAUUAAAUACCUCUAGUUUACAAACCAAGUGCUCUACAGUUUCUGAAGAAGUAACAGAAACUGGCACUGAAGAAAUUGUAGAAAAACCUCUGAAGAAGAAAAAGAAAAAGAAGACAGACCCAGAGCCAUAUGAAGUGGAGAGUGAUAACAGAGAACUAGCAGAUUUUGCAGAUGUCACUGUGAAAGAAGAGACAAACCUGCAGAUAAAUAAUACGAAUGGCUUCCAGAACGAAGAGCCAAAGAAGAAGAAGAAGAAAAAGCACCAGGAAGACCAGGAUCCUGUUUUCCAAGGUAGUGACUCCAGUGGUUACCAGAGUGACCAUAAAAAGAGAAAAAAGAAAAGAAAACACAGUGAGGAAGCUGAAUUUAUCCCACUUUUGGAACAGUCAUCUAAAAAGAAAAGGGAAAAGUAAUUCCUUUAGUGCAUUUUACUCAGUUUUUUGAAGAUUGAUUUACAUACAGUAGACGAAUAAAUGUGGGAAUCAUAUGAAAUGCUUGUGUAUUCCAGUAGUCUGCAAAACAGGAAACAUUUCAUUAGUAGGAAUUUUUGGUGCUAAAAUUAUUAAAGUGGUAAUUACUUUGGGAAAUACCAAUAUUAUCAAACUGCCAUUUUAUUGUAUACAGAAUAAGAGGAUAAGACCUCUCUCAAGUCUUGCAUUUUUCCAGUUUUUACAUGCUACAUAAAAUUAUUUCUGUCAUCUGAAGACUGGUAAAGGACUUUGUAAUAGAGUCAUUUGUAUCAUUACCAAAUGGUUUUGAGCUUGUGUAUUUUUUAGUAGGUUUGGCCUUCAGUCAUAAUAUUAUAUGAGAUUUUUAGAUUUUCUUUUCUCUGGCUACUACGAGAUUUCUAUGGUUCAAUUUAGAAUGGUAAGUCUCCAGAGCUCAUUAGAACCAUGCCACUAUUGACAGUGGUAGGAAACAUUGUUCACUGUUCUUCCCUUCCAGAUGUAUGUUGGUUUUUGUUUCUGUUUCUGGUUUUUUUUUUUGUUUUUUUUUUUUGUAUAAGAGGUUGAUGUAGAGGGCUCUUCUCUUGUACUUGUUUAUGUGUGCCUCAGCUGUAAAUGUCAUUCUUACUAGUAGGAAAUUUCUCAACUACUUUAUAAUAAUUGGGUUAAGGUAUUAAAAAUGAUUCUUAAGAGAAAA
Molecule: messenger RNA, 1758 nt
Organism: Prionailurus viverrinus (fishing cat)
Lineage: Eukaryota; Metazoa; Chordata; Mammalia; Carnivora; Felidae
Gene: POLR1F
Product: RNA polymerase I subunit F
Exons: 4
Coding region: 27-1028 (333 amino acids)
Biological process (GO): DNA-templated transcription initiation; DNA-templated transcription
Cellular component (GO): RNA polymerase I complex
Source: RefSeq, a predicted model, not a curated record